Messenger RNA from Osmia lignaria (orchard mason bee), 5433 nucleotides. Its product is annotated as CYFIP-related Rac1 interactor B. Gene Ontology annotation, molecular function: small GTPase binding. The record is from RefSeq and is a predicted model, not a curated record. Lineage: Eukaryota; Metazoa; Arthropoda; Insecta; Hymenoptera; Megachilidae. Gene Ontology annotation, biological process: regulation of actin filament polymerization.
CGCGCCGUUGCUUUGACAGUGUUAUAUUAACCUCCGGCAGAGUGAAGUCAUACUCUUUCUCUUCAUAAAUUUCUCUUCCACGCUUGAAAGAAAUUUACACGGAACUUUUCGUGUAAUUACCAGCGCGUGAAAGCGUUGCGAAAGUUCGCUAACCAGUGUCUUACAAGCUCGAAGGACAAAUCGGGUAAAGUUAAGAGCGGAAGAGGGAACGAUUGGAUUUUUGAACCGUUUGAAAAUUCCCAGGACACCGGUAACCGAGAUAAAACAAGUAUCUACAUCCACGACAGGCACAAGGGAAUCUUUAUUGAGACAUUCUACGAAUUUGUGCUACGUGUUGUGCGCGAUAAAGCUUAUCGUUGCCCGGCAACUUGAGACCUUUCGUGUUGGCAGAGAGCGAUCGUUUUUCUUUUUUCGAGAAAGUAACCCCUCACUCGGCAAGGGUUGCUUCUGCCGGAAGAACCGGAAGUGGCUCUAAACGAGCGAAGGGUGAACAAUGUCGACACUGCAGAUAGGCUUCCCUUGAAACUCUCCUCGUGUUCUUCAAGAUAAUAAUUUGACCAGUUGAGUCAUGCUUUGUCUUCUUGCGCACCGUCGAAAGAUGUCUUUCAUCUUAUAAAUAAUACCCACUGAAAGAAACUCUCAGACUGAAGAUGGGCAAGCUUUUGAGUCUCCUGGCUCGAGAUGAGUCUACCUGUUGCACGCCUCAAAAGUACGAUGUCUUUUUGGAUUUUGAAAAUGCACAACCUUCUGACUUGGAACGGGAGACCUUUGAAGCGGUGCAAAGGGUUCUGAAAAAUUCAGAAUCCAUCUUGGAGGAGAUUCAAUGUUACAAAGGGGCUGGGAAGGAAAUCAGAGAAGCGAUUUCGGCGCCUACGGAAGAGUGCCAACGAAAGGCUUAUCUGACCGUUGCACCUCUUGUCGCGAAGCUGAAAAGAUUUUAUGAAUUUUCAUUGGAACUCGAAAAAGUUGUACCAAAAAUCCUGGGACAACUGUGUUCAGGGAAUCUUUCUCCGACUCAGCAUCUCGAGACUCAACAAGCUUUGGUGAAACAAUUGGCGGAAAUAUUGGAAUUUGUUUUGAAGUUUGACGAACACAAGAUGAAGACACCCGCGAUUCAGAAUGAUUUUAGUUAUUAUAGAAGAACCCUGACCAGAGCAUCCCUGGCUCGCCAGGGAAAUGCUGAAAAGGACCUCAUGGUCGGGAAUGAGCUUGCCAACCGAAUGUCCUUGUUUUAUGCCCACGCAACACCCAUGCUUCGGGUUCUGAGUCACGCGACCAUUACUUUUUUGAUGGAUAAUGAAGACGUAGCACGUGAAAAUAUCACAGAAACACUUGGUACCAUGGCCAAAGUUUGCUUGCGCAUGUUAGAAAAUCCGAAUCUUUUGGCGCAAUUCCAACGAGAGGAGACUCAACUCUUUGUUCUGAGAGUGAUGGUGGGGUUAGUAAUCCUUUAUGAUCAUGUUCAUCCUCAAGGUGCCUUUGUUAAGGGUUCGAAUGUCGAUGUUAAAGGCUGUGUAAAACUACUAAAGGAACAACCACCCUGCAAAAGCGAAGGUCUACUAAACGCUCUUCGUUACACUACCAAGCAUUUGAACGAGGAGAACACACCGAAAAAUAUCAAGAACUUGCUAGCCGCAUGAUUACCAAAACAGCGCGGCUGCUGUAUCAGAAGUUGAGACAGUUGGCUGUUGAUUUCCUAUUAUCAGAGAAAUGAGCGAUACAUCCACGUUGUAGCGCCACGAGGAUGCCGAAGCAGAUAAUUCUCGCGUUUUACCGCGUGAUCCAAGUAACCUUGUUCCUGAUCGUGGCUGGGUGGUGGACCACAGAAGUGUCUUUCGUAUCGACAGAAAUAUAAAAAAGGUAAUUGUUACAAACACUCGCCUGAGGAAUCCAAAGGACAGUAACUCAAAGUGGCUAAUUUAAAGUGGCAAAAGAAAUUUUCAAAUAUUAUUUGACGUUCCUUGGGUCCUUCUCAGAAUAAAAAUAAAAAUUUAAACAUUUAUACUUUGCUAUUUGAAAAAUGGUCAUUUUGGAGUUAUUGUAUUUCGUAUCGAAUCUAUGAUAGCUGUUCGAAAACUGCCGACUUUUCAACAAACCUUCGACGAAACCAAAAAGUAGAAAGCCGAACGAGACGAUAUUUCUGUGAUUGUAAGGCAAAGUAACAUAAGUCAGAUUUUUAACUUUCAGCUUAUGCCUUAAUUAACAUUCAGAAGGCAGUAUUUGCAUUUUCUGAAAAUUGUUUUUCUUCGAAAGAGGAAUACCUACGUCGAAAAUAUGUCCAACGAAGAAGGUAAUGAAAAUCCAGAUAACAUAUAUAUUUAUAUUACAAUGAAAGUUUCAAACAUUAGAUCGCAGUACUAUGGAAAUGAAAACAUCUAACUUGUACUGUUCUGUCCUACAAUCAACAGAUUUAUCAUCAGAGGAAUUGCUGAAUUUGCUCGUACGCGAUACCUUUAUUGCCGUUACGAAAACGAGCAUUUAAACAUUAUUAUUACGGUAUUACUACUCACACCACUUUCAUUAUUAAUCAUUGCUAUGAUUGCAAUUUUUCACGUUCAUUCGAGUUAUUAUUAUCACUCAAGUAUUAUUAUCCUGGCUAACGUCACCGCGCAUUAUCACUGUAUUGUCUUCCCGGACUAAAGAGGGGAGUUAAUUACAGCAUAUCAGAAACGUAUUUAGGAUAAUUUUUAUUGUGAACGAUCGAGAGUGUCACGAGGAGAAAUUUAAUAACGUUGUAAGGUACAGUGCAAAUCUUUAGCUAUUGUUUUUCUUUGUUGAAUGAAGAGAAUUGGUUACUAACAAUCGAAUGGAUAUUGAUAAGAACCCCAAGUACUAUUUUAUCUUUACUUCGUUUUGUUAAUGUAAUUGAAUAUUUAUAUCUGUUUUAUUGUUUCGUCGUGAAUAUAAUUGAGCUCUUCCAUAAAAUGAAUUAACCCUUGAAACAUAGAUUUUGGGUUAUAGCCAUUUUGAUCUAUAAUUAAAAGAUCAUUAUAUCAAUUAUAUAAAUAAAGUGUUCGACCAUUCUUUGAGGGAGUGGUAGCUAGGAUGAUACUGAACAAGUUUCUUUAGCAAAACACACAUUAAGGCUUAGUUUUUGAAUUAUUAGUAAUAAGACCGAAAAAUUAUUAGAAUAAUUAUUUGACAAAUUUAUAUUUUGAGAAGACCGCCUAGAAUUAAGUAUUUUUAAAGUUCGAUCACAGCGCCAUCUAUACCAAAACGGCGGAAACUACUCAACAAAUUACCGACUUAUCGACUGAACUUCCGACAGUCGGUUAUCGACCGUUCGGCAGUCGGUAAGUUAACGAAUAGUUUGCGCCGCUUUUAUGUAGAUGGCGCAAUGGCAAUGGUUUGGGGUGUCGGGGACCCCGUAGCUAACGAAAAAAGUUGUUCAGCAUUAUCGCAGCUAUCACCCCCUCAAAGAAUACUCACCUGUAGCCGAGCAUCUUAUAUGCAGGUUUUAUUUAAUAUUAUAUUUUUGCACUAGCUUUACAAACUUUUUAUGUUCUGCAUAUUUUAGUUUUGUCUUAACAGAAGACUGCUUCUUCCUUUCAAUACCUUCGACGAAUAUUUUGUUUGUAUUAUCAGUUAGAAAAAUGAUCAUGCGAUGCAGUAUAAUUUUAUAGAAUGAUUUUUCUAAUAUAAAAUUCGAAUUUAUGUCGAACAGUUUUUUUUUAAUCGCACAUUUAAGAAAUCUGAAUGUAUUAUCAAUGUAGUUUUUCUUGCAUCAAGAAUUUUCCUGUUUUUCAUUGAAUAUUAUACAAUUUCAUUAUUCAAUGUUUUAUCAAUAAUUUGAACAUUUAUUUCAUUUAUUUUUCAUGACAAUUUCAUGCGAUCACGAGCUUCGAAUGCUUCGAGAAUGCUUCGAGAGAAUAAAACUCAUUCUUAGAGUUGCUUGUAAUUAAAAUACAACUCUUUUUACAUGUUUUUAAAAAAAGUAAUCAUUGUUAUCACCAAUACUGCCCAAGAUAAAAUAUAUCGAAGUAAUAAAAUUUGUACAAAUAUUUGUUAUUUCAUAUUCUACCUUGAAUUUUGUAUUUGGAAAAAUGAAAAAAGAGAAGACAAAGAACAAAACAGCUUCUACAAUAGAAGAAAUUAUUCACUAGCUGUAGAUUCGAACCUUUUUCAGUGAUAUUUAUUAUAAUUUUAUACAAUGUUGUUUUUUAUAUAAAGUUAAUUAUAGAUGAAUAUCCUUGUUUGUAAUAUAUGAUUACAUAUAUUUAAUUAAAAAUCAAUUGUACGAGCCAGAUUCAUGGCAACGAUUUUUCAUCAAAUCAUUUCUAAUAUUUUAUUCACUUCUGUAUAAAAAUUACAUUUUAGAGUUAAAGCAUUUAAUUAAUAAGACAUUGAUUUUUAAAUUAAUCGUCUUCUGUUCUGCGUGUGUUUCAACAAAUAUUUAUAGCAUGUGUAUUUUUCCUCUUUGUGCGUAAAUUUUUCGUAAUCAUACUUAUGAAUAGAAGUAAUAAAUAUUCUUUCAGUGUUGAAGAUCAAAAUUAAAUAGCACUGUCCUUUCCCAGGCAAAUCAAAAUUUGCAUGUCACAGCAAUAAAAAAGGAAGCUCAAUUUAAUGUUGAAUUAUUUUAUGUAACAAUGGUUAUACACUGGGUGUAGGAAAAUUGAAAAAAUCACAACUGGUAUUACAUUAUCAACUUUUAUAGCAAAUAUUUCCACUUAUACAUGAUUUAUAAUUUCCUUCGGACAAUCCUGUUAAGAACAAUUAAUUAUUCCAUUAAUAACAGGGAAAGGAAAAAUGUUGCACUCGAUUAACAGAUACUAAUGUUUAUUGUAAAUAAGAAAAAUGUUACUGGCAUAGUUUACGAAAAUAUAACUAAUUUUCACAAUCGCGUUAACAAUCAGAAGUAAAAGUUUAUUAGGAUUUUUGGUUUCUAUCAUUUUUAACAAUGAAAUAAUUCGUACAAAAUAAGAACAACGGAGAUGCGCAAAUAUAUCGCAAACGAACUAUAGUGUGAUGUGUCUAAAUAUCUUGAAAAAUACAAUUUUCAACGUAUAAAACGAGGUAAAUUUUGUGUAUUUGUAAGAGUACCUGUGUGUGACUGAAAAAUACGAAUACAUAUACGAAACAUAUUUUACGUACAAAGUGCAUUACAAUAUAUUUCAUUGUCGUUAAAUUUCCGUGAAUAUUAUUUUAAUCACUAUUGUUUGCCUUACCAGAAAAUAAUGAUUAGAUCUUCCUUAAAUUAUACGUGUCUUUUUAUAUAAACCUACUUUACAACGUAAUAAGAAUCAACAUUAUUUAUACUCGAUUAACAGAUAUGUUGUGUAUAAAAGAGUUUCUGUUUACGAACAUAUUUAUAUUUAAAUAACACUUAUAACCAAUAUUUUAAGAGUAUUGGACUAUAGCAUCUAUUUACAAAUAUUGUUACUUGGAGAUGAAAUUGUAGAACACCAGAAGUUAAUAAAACACAUUAUAUAAAUA